Messenger RNA from Elephantulus edwardii (Cape elephant shrew), 1626 nucleotides. It is a transcript of the gene NR1H3, whose product is annotated as nuclear receptor subfamily 1, group H, member 3. Gene Ontology annotation, molecular function: nuclear receptor activity; zinc ion binding; RNA polymerase II cis-regulatory region sequence-specific DNA binding. The transcript is spliced from 9 exons. The record is from RefSeq and is a predicted model, not a curated record. Bases 112 to 1275 code for a protein of 387 amino acids. Gene Ontology annotation, biological process: negative regulation of transcription by RNA polymerase II; negative regulation of inflammatory response; lipid metabolic process. Lineage: Eukaryota; Metazoa; Chordata; Mammalia; Macroscelidea; Macroscelididae.
CUGCACCGGCGUCUUCUCCCAGCAAGGGGGCUCCAGAGACUGCCCGGCCGGGAAUCGGGUGGCCUGCGCCUUCGGACAGUCCCUUGGUGAUGUCCAGGGCUCCAGGAAGAGAUGUCCUUGUGGCUGGAAGCGCCUGUGCCUGAUGUAUCUCCUGACUCUGCAGUGGAGCUGUGGGAGCCAGAUGUGCAAGAUGCAAGCAGCCAGGUGCUAGGAGGCAGCAACUGCAUCCUCAGAGAGGAUGCCCGAACACCACAGGCCUCCCCGGGCACUUCAGGAAUGGGGCUGGAGGCUGCAGAAGCCAUGGCCCUGCUCCACAGGACAAAGAUCCCUCCAGAACCCACAGAGUUUCGUGCAGCAAAACGGAAAAAGGGACCAGCCCCCAAAAUGCUGGGUAACGAGCUGUGCAGUGUGUGUGGGGACAAGGCCUCGGGCUUCCACUACAACGUGCUGAGCUGCGAGGGCUGCAAGGGGUUCUUCCGUCGCAGCGUCAUCAAGGGGGCGCACUACGUCUGCCACAGCGGCGGCCACUGCCCCAUGGACACCUACAUGCGGCGCAAGUGCCAGGAGUGUCGGUUUCGUAAAUGCCGCCAGGCUGGCAUGCGGGAGGAAUGUGUCUUGUCAGAAGAACAAAUCCGCCUGAAGAAGCUGAAGCGGCAAGAGGAGGAGCAGGCCCAGGCCACUCCGGUGCCUCCGAGGGCGGCCUCCCCUCCGCAGGUCCUGCCCCAGCUCAGCCCGGAACAGCUGGGCAUGAUCGAGAAGCUGGUCGCGGCCCAGCAGCAGUGCAACAGACGCUCCUUCUCUGAUCAGCUCCGAGUCACGGUGAUGCUUCUGGAGACAUCUCGGAGGUACAACCCUGGGAGUGAGAGCAUCACCUUCCUCAAGGAUUUCAGUUACAACCGGGAAGACUUUGCCAAAGCAGGGCUGCAAGUGGAGUUCAUCAACCCCAUCUUCGAGUUCUCCAGAGCCAUGAAUGAGCUGAAACUCAAUGAUGCCGAGUUUGCUUUGCUUAUCGCCAUCAGCAUCUUCUCUGCAGACAGGCCCAACGUGCAGAACCAGCUCCAGGUAGAGAGGCUGCAACACACAUAUGUGGAGGCCCUGCAUGCUUACGUCUCCAUCCAUCACCCCCAUGACCGACUGAUGUUCCCACGAAUGCUAAUGAAACUGGUGAGCCUCCGGACACUGAGCAGCGUCCACUCAGAGCAAGUGUUUGCCCUGCGCCUACAGGACAAAAAGCUUCCCCCACUGCUCUCCGAGAUCUGGGAUGUGCACGAAUGACUGCUCUUGGCCCAGACCUUUCGUUUUCUGAACCUGGCUGAGGCCCUGUGGCCGUCUCACAGAGAUGGAGAUGACUGAGGAAGACAAACGUUCCCCAGGGGGUGGGAGCUAGGAGGGUGCGGAGAGGGUCCUCAUCGGGUAUUAAAGAAGAAUCAAAGGACUGGGAGUUUUGUGGCUGCUGGAGACCGGGGGUCCUGCUAAUGACUGUGCUCUGUGUGAAGACCACACUGACUCAGCCAGAAGGGUAAACCUGGGGGGCCACAUUGCACAAGGUUCUCCAGGGCCCAGCCCAUCCUGCCUCUACCACUUCCUGCUUUCCUCACAGGGCCCCAAGAGAAAUGCUCCCCUAUC